AUGUCAGAGACAAGCGAACGUAAAGCUGAUCAAGGUUUUGAAAUGCAAAGUAAGUAAUCAUAAUAAACAUAAGCUCAUGGAUCGAUUUUUUUUGUAAGUUGCGUAUUUCUCUUUAAUCAAAUCGCAUACUAUCUUGAUUUUUCAUUUUGUAGCCGCAAUGAGUCAAUUUUUAAUCAUAAUAGUCUUUGAGUUAUUUUAAUGUGCGUUCAGUCUAAAUUCGGUAUUGAUCAUCAAUUUUGCUAAAUUCGAGUGGAUAUAUGCCUCCUGGUGUUCAUCUUCACUUUCAGACGAUUGAGAAUCAUGUCAAUUGAGAGAAAAAGAAAAAAAAUUUCAGUAAGAGAUAAAUAUCAUUCCAUUUUGGUUACUGAUUUUCGUUCCGUCUUCAUGAUAUGAAAUUAUGAAUCUAUUUCGUUUUAACAGAUGCAAAUGAUGAUCAUGUAAGCUACAACAAGCAGAGAAAAUGUGUCGAAGAUUAAAACCUCAUACUUGAAUUAAUUCACAGUAAAGCGAUGUUCACCUUUCAGCGAGGUGAAAGGCAGAAUCGCUCUAUUACUAACUUUUUUUCCCAAUAGUUGUGUGUAAACAACAAAUGACCUUUUCAGGCGCCCUGGCCAAUGGAAAGUUUUUACACCACACACAGUUUGAUUUCAUCGGGCCUUCAAGCGCAGAGGAGCUUUCGCAUCCGAAUCAUUAAACGGAAGGUUAUAAGUUGCAAUCCUGUUGUGAACAUUUAGGAAUUCCUCUAUCGCAAAUUUCUUGCGUCUUCUGCCAGAAACAUCUUUUCCAUGUUAACUACUGUUCAAGUAUAGCUUUGCUCUCUUAGUAACUAAUUUUUCUUUUCCAUAAUGAUAGCUGGUUCACAAUUUUUUAAAAUGUAAUUCCACACAUUUGAAAGAUUACAAUCAGUUCAAGUAUAUUUUGUUGUGCACAGGAAACGUUAUUGACCGCAGAGGGUCUGUGGUAACAGAGCGGCAGCUUUCAGACAUAAGUGAUGAUGUAGGUACUUGCUGGCGUGAGCUGGGACCAAAGCUUGAUAUCUCUGCAUCGAAAAUCAAAAACCUGGACGAGGAUUAUAAUUGUAGUCGCGACAAAGCAAACACUCUCCUUCUUGUGUGGAAACAAAGAGAAGGGAAUACUGCGGUGGCAGGGCGUCUCGCGGAUGCUUUAGAAAGCAUUGGACAAAAAAGCAUUGCAGAAAGGCUGUUCGGUAAGUAGGUUCUUUCUAUGCAAGAUUAUGUAAUGUCCUCUUUAGUGUACAUUAAUUGGUUACAGACUCAUUGGGCAGAUUUAUGACAUGCACUUGCAAUGUCACGUUGUCAGAUGCACGCAGUGGCAUGAUAUAUAUUUCCGCAUGCAAAUCAGAUUUUCUGCGAUUAGUGUACAGCGUUAGCUAUCGAAAUCGCGGUCCCCGGUGACACACCUAACGAUUUUAUACGCCAUUACGAAUCACCAGUAAAAUUAAUCAAUUAAGUUGGCGAUAUUAUCGCAUAACUUUUUAAAUAGGCGAAAGGCAUCGAAAAUUGCAAAAAAGCUCUUCACUGUUUAUGCAUUUAAUGGUAUUGUCAAAAUAAUUACAACAGCGCACAGUUUAAUUUAGUCGUAGUUUCAUUUUUUUUGACAGACCCUGAUAAGCAAGCCGUUCUUGCAGACUACUCUGAAAAAUACUACGCGUCAUAUUGUGACAGAGAUUCAAAACCUGAAGAGACACCUAAAGGAAGGAAACCUGGACUGUGGAGACGGAGACACGAGUGA
This is a messenger RNA of Pocillopora meandrina, 1752 nucleotides long. The record is from the annotation of a GenBank genome assembly. Lineage: Eukaryota; Metazoa; Cnidaria; Anthozoa; Scleractinia; Pocilloporidae.